This is a messenger RNA of Saprolegnia diclina VS20, 1749 nucleotides long. RefSeq lists its product as hypothetical. NCBI's taxonomy places the organism in Eukaryota, Oomycota, Saprolegniomycetes, Saprolegniales, Saprolegniaceae. The transcript has 14 exons. The record is from RefSeq and is a predicted model, not a curated record. The coding region runs from base 1 to 1749 and encodes 582 amino acids. Gene Ontology annotation, biological process: outer dynein arm assembly; cilium movement; inner dynein arm assembly. Gene Ontology annotation, molecular function: protein binding.
AUGCCUUUGACGCCGCAGUACGAGUGGGCCCAGACCGCGACGCACGUCUCGCUCACCGUGCCGCUCAAGGGCGCCAGCCGCAAGGACGUCGACUUUUACGUGGCGGACGCGGUGCUCAAGAUCAACUUCAAGCCCUACGUGCUACUGCUGGACGUUGUCGCGCCUAUCGAGCCGACAAGCGCGGUCGUCAAGAUCCUCGACGGCGUCAUUCACAUGACCGUCGCCAAGAGCACGCCAGAGAUGUGGAAGGAGCUCGUGUUCGUUGGCUCGAAAGCCGACAUUCUAGCGCGCCGCAAGGCGUCCAUGGACCGCAAGACCGAGAUGGAGCAGCAGUUGGCCGAGAAGCGAAAGGACGCCAAGUACGCGACGGAGAAGAAAACACUUCGGGAUCAAAUGGCGCUGGAAGAACACGAGCGGCAGCGUCUCGACGACCUUAAGGCCGAUGAAAAGCAGCGCGAAGAGUCUGCCAUGUACCGCACCUUCCAGGAGCUCAAAACACCGUCGGCGCCCAAGCGAACGAUCGCAAAGCCACCGAUGGAGCCGAUCCUCGAAGCGUCCACGGACGGGACCUUUGAUAUUACCAACAACAACGAUGACAUCGAGUGGAGCGAUACCGAGUCAGAGACCGACGUGGCGCCCAUGACAGCUCCGUCGCUGCCCAUGGACGAUGACGCCAUCAACAACAACAACGUCCACGAGGAUGAGGACGACGAGACCGACGUGGUGUACAUUCCGGCGCCGCGGGAGACGCUGCAGUCCAAGAUCAGCUUUACACCGCGCGUCUUUCCAACGCCGAGCCGCGAGUCAACGGCCGCGGACGAGGAAGACUGGCUCGUCAAGAACCGCAAGCAUCUCAAGUCGCACAAGGGCCUCCACGCGAACUGCGCCCAAGACAUCAGCGAGACCGAUCCCGUGUGGCUCAAGGCCAAAGCCGACGACUUUUACCACCACCGCGACUUUCAAAGCGCACGCAACGCCUACGCGGAGGCGCUUGCUGUUGACGCGACCUUGACCGCGUGCCUCUCGAACCGCGCCGCCUGCCACCUGCACUUGGGCGCGUACCAGCUCUGCGCUGACGACUGCAGCGCUGCGCUCGCCCAGCUGCCCGACAAUGGCGCCACCUCGUCCGAUCCUUGCGGCACCCAUCGACUCAAAGUCCGAGUGCUCGUGCGCCGAGGCACUGCCUACGCGCAGCUGGGCUACUACAGCCAAGCCAAGGCCGACUAUGGCGUUGCGCUGAGCAUGCACCCCGAGAACGAAGCGCUGCAGAUCGACUUUGCGCGGAUUUCGCGCCUGGACGAGUGCUACAAGGUCAAGCAGCGCGGGGACAUGGCCUUCACCGCGCAAGACUUGGCCAGCGCACGGGACUUAUACACGGCCGCGCUCGUCAUCGACCCGACGUUUGUCGCAUGCCUCUCGAACCGAGCGGCGUGCCACCUCGCGCUGCUUGACGCAGCGAGCUGCGUGCUCGACUGCACCUCGGCGCUGGCGCUCCUACAACAAGUCGUGACGCCUGAUGUGCGCGGGUCGCCCAUCGCGCUUUCUGCGAUUCCGCCGCCGGGCUCGAUCAAGCGACGCGAGUGGGUUCUCAAGACGCUCGUUCGCCGGGGCACAGCGCACGCGGCGCUGCAAGCCUACGACAAAGCGGAAGCGGACUUUGCCGACGCCCUCGCUCUCGAUGCCGGCAAUGAAAAGCUCCAGAAAGACCUUGCCCGCGUCCGCGCGCUGGCCGACGCGAGUAUGGAAUAA